AGUACGCCGGCUUGCUAAUCCUAAUUCUCUCUGAAGCUGAUUAACUUUGCCGUUUCAUCAAUUCAAAAUCCCUAAUCUCCCCCGACGACCCAAAAGGCGGUAGCCGCUGUUUCCUCCUCUGUGCAGUCACCAGGUUCUUUUAUAACUUUCAAAGCAAUGUCUCGCGUGUACGUGGGUAACCUUGACCCACGGGUUUCGGAACGGGAUCUUGAAGACGAGUUUCGUGUCUUCGGGGUUAUUAGAAGUGUAUGGGUUGCUCGAAGGCCGCCUGGUUAUGCUUUCAUUGAGUUUGAUGAUCACAGGGACGCUAAAGACGCAAUUCGUGAAUUUGACGGUAAGAAUAGCUGGAGAGUUGAGCUUUCUCAUAAUUCUAGAGGAAAAGGUGGAAGAGGAGGUUCUGAUUUGAAGUGCUAUCAGUGUGGUGAGCCUGGUCAUUUUGCUCGUGAAUGUCACACGCGUGGUGGUUCAGGAAGACAUUGUAGCCGCAGCCCUAGAUAUCGUAGGAGCCCAAGCUAUGGAUGCAGAAACUACAGUCCUCGUGGCCGAUCUCCUAGACGUCGUAGUCCCUCUCCUCAUGGACAUGGCUACAGAAAGUCUCCACCAUAUCGUGGUCGUGAGGAAUUGUCAUAUGCUAAUGGAAAUGGUGCGGGGGAACGCCGAAGGAGUAGAAGCUAAGUAGCACAAGGAUUUAACUUUUGUUGUAGAGAUUGGGCUUAAGCUUGUUUAGUUUGUUUGGACAUCAAUGCUACUAUUUUAAAUUGGGUGACGCCCUCAGCCUCUUGGAUUUGGAUAAGUUCCUUUCUGUCAUUCUUUUGUUUAUGAUGCUUUUGUCUGCUUUAUCUAUGCUAAAGCGUAAUCUAUUUUAUGCCUAGGAAAAAGAGGCUUAAGCUUACCU
Molecule: messenger RNA, 895 nt
Organism: Hibiscus syriacus
Lineage: Eukaryota; Viridiplantae; Streptophyta; Magnoliopsida; Malvales; Malvaceae
Product: serine/arginine-rich splicing factor RSZ22-like
Exons: 6
Coding region: 157-675 (172 amino acids)
Biological process (GO): mRNA splicing, via spliceosome
Cellular component (GO): nuclear speck
Molecular function (GO): RNA binding; zinc ion binding
Source: RefSeq, a predicted model, not a curated record